Otolemur garnettii (small-eared galago) is the source of this 9111-nucleotide messenger RNA. It is a transcript of the gene FLNC, whose product is annotated as filamin C. The coding region runs from base 224 to 8404 and encodes 2726 amino acids. Gene Ontology annotation, biological process: actin cytoskeleton organization. Gene Ontology annotation, molecular function: actin filament binding. The transcript has 48 exons. Lineage: Eukaryota; Metazoa; Chordata; Mammalia; Primates; Galagidae. The record is from RefSeq and is a predicted model, not a curated record.
CUUCCCGAGCACUGCUCCGCCCCCGGAGGGAGAGAGAGCGAGACCGCGGCAGAGGAACUGAGGAGGCCCGCCGAACCCUGCCGAUCCCCGCCAGCCAGGGCGCUAGAGAAGUUGGACAGGAGCUCAGCGCAGCGCUGCGAGUCCCGCGGUCGCGCCCCGACAGCGCCCGACAGCGCCCAGCCCGAGCCGCCCUGCCGCUCAGCCCCAACCCCGGCCCGCCAGCAUGAUGAACAACAGCGGCUACUCGGACCCCGCCGGCUUCGGCCUGGCAGACGAGGCGGACGAGAUGCCGUCCACAGAGAAGGACCUAGCGGAGGACGCGCCGUGGAAGAAGAUCCAGCAGAACACAUUCACGCGCUGGUGCAACGAGCACCUCAAGUGCGUGGGCAAGCGCUUGACCGACCUACAGCGCGACCUCAGCGACGGGCUGCGCCUCAUUGCGCUCCUGGAGGUGCUCAGCCAGAAGCGCAUGUACCGCAAGUUCCACCCGCGCCCCAACUUCCGCCAGAUGAAGCUGGAGAACGUGUCCGUGGCCCUCGAGUUCCUGGAGCGCGAGCACAUCAAGCUCGUGUCCAUCGACAGCAAAGCCAUCGUAGAUGGGAACCUGAAGCUGAUCCUGGGCCUCAUCUGGACGCUGAUUCUACACUACUCCAUCUCCAUGCCCAUGUGGGAGGAUGAGGACGAUGAGGAUGCCCGCAAACAAACGCCCAAGCAGCGUCUGCUCGGCUGGAUCCAGAACAAGGUGCCCCAGCUACCCAUCACCAACUUCAAUCGUGACUGGCAGGACGGCAAAGCUCUAGGAGCCCUGGUGGAUAACUGUGCCCCAGGUCUCUGUCCAGACUGGGAAGCCUGGGACCCUAACCAGCCUGUGGAGAAUGCCCGGGAGGCCAUGCAGCAGGCCGAUGACUGGCUUGGGGUACCCCAGGUUAUUGCCCCUGAGGAGAUUGUGGACCCCAAUGUGGAUGAGCAUUCAGUCAUGACCUACCUGUCCCAGUUCCCCAAGGCCAAACUCAAACCUGGUGCUCCUAUUCGCUCCAAGCAGCUGAAUCCCAAGAAAGCCAUCGCCUAUGGGCCGGGCAUCGAGCCCCAUGGCAACACUGUGCUGCAGCCUGCCCAUUUCACCGUGCAGACAGUGGAUGCUGGUGUGGGCGAGGUUCUGGUCUACAUCGAGGAUCCUGAGGGCCACACAGAGGAGGCCAAGGUAGUUCCCAACAAUGACAAGAACCGCACCUAUGCUGUCUCCUACGUGCCCAAGGUUGCUGGGCUACACAAGGUGACCGUGCUCUUUGCGGGCCAGAACAUUGAACGCAGCCCCUUCCAGGUGAAUGUGGGCAUGGCCCUGGGGGAUGCCAACAAGGUGUCAGCCCGUGGCCCUGGCCUGGAACCUGUGGGGAAUGUGGCCAACAAACCUACCUACUUUGACAUCUACACUGCGGGGGCUGGCACCGGUGAUGUUGCUGUGGUGAUUGUGGACCCACAGGGCCGGCGGGACACAGUGGAGGUGGCCCUGGAGGACAAGGGUGAUAGCACAUUCCGCUGCACAUACAGGCCUGUGAUGGAGGGGCCACACACAGUGCAUGUGGCCUUUGCUGGUGCCCCCAUCACCCGUAGUCCUUUCCCUGUCCAUGUGUCGGAAGCCUGUAACCCCAAUGCCUGCCGUGCCUCGGGGCGAGGCCUGCAGCCCAAGGGUGUCCGUGUAAAAGAGGUGGCUGAUUUCAAGGUGUUCACCAAGGGUGCUGGCAGUGGGGAACUCAAGGUCACAGUCAAGGGACCAAAGGGCACAGAGGAGCCAGUGAAGGUGCAAGAGGCUGGGGACGGUGUGUUUGAGUGCGAGUACUACCCUGUGGUACCUGGGAAGUAUGUAGUGACCAUCACAUGGGGCGGCUAUGCUAUCCCUCGCAGUCCUUUUGAAGUCCAGGUGAGCCCAGAGGCAGGAGUGCAGAAGGUGCGGGCCUGGGGUCCCGGUUUGGAGACUGGCCAGGUGGGCAAGUCAGCUGACUUCGUGGUGGAAGCCAUUGGCACAGAGGUGGGGACACUAGGCUUCUCCAUUGAGGGGCCCUCACAGGCCAAGAUUGAGUGUGAUGACAAGGGGGAUGGCUCCUGUGAUGUGAGAUACUGGCCCACGGAGCCUGGGGAAUAUGCCGUGCAUGUCAUCUGUGAUGAUGAGGACAUCCGUGACUCACCCUUCAUUGCCCACAUCCAGCCAGCCCCACCUGACUGCUUCCCAGACAGGGUGAAGGCCUUUGGACCUGGCCUGGAGCCUACUGGCUGCAUUGUGGACAAGCCUGCGGAGUUCACUAUUGAUGCCCGUGCAGCUGGCAAGGGAGACCUGAAGCUCUAUGCCCAGGACGCAGAUGGCUGUCCCAUCGACAUCAAGGUGAUCCCCAAUGGAGACGGCACCUUCCGCUGCUCCUAUGUGCCCACCAAGCCCAUUAAGCACACCAUCAUCAUCUCCUGGGGAGGCGUCAAUGUGCCCAAGAGCCCCUUCCGGGUGAAUGUGGGUGAAGGCAGUCACCCUGAGAGGGUGAAGGUGUAUGGCCCCGGCGUGGAGAAGACCGGCCUCAAAGCCAAUGAGCCCACCUACUUCACAGUGGACUGCAGCGAGGCAGGACAAGGUGAUGUGAGCAUUGGCAUCAAGUGUGCCCCCGGCGUGGUAGGCCCUGCGGAGGCUGACAUCGACUUUGACAUCAUCAAGAAUGACAAUGACACCUUCACGGUCAAGUACACCCCUCCAGGGGCUGGCCGCUAUACCAUCAUGGUGCUGUUUGCCAACCAGGAGAUCCCUGCCAGCCCCUUCCACAUCAAGGUGGACCCAUCCCAUGAUGCCAGCAAGGUCAAGGCUGAGGGCCCUGGGCUGAACCGCACAGGUGUGGAGGUUGGGAAGCCCACUCACUUCACAGUGCUGACCAAGGGAGCUGGCAAGGCCAAGCUGGACGUGCAGUUUGCAGGGGCAGCAAAGGGCGAGGCUGUGCGGGACUUUGAAAUCAUAGACAACCACGACUACUCCUACACUGUCAAGUAUACUGCGGUCCAGCAGGGUAACAUGGCAGUGACAGUGACCUACGGUGGGGACCCUGUCCCCAAAAGCCCCUUUGUGGUGAAUGUGGCACCCCCACUGGACCUCAGCAAAGUUAAAGUUCAAGGCCUCAACAGCAAGGUAGCUGUGGGGCAGGAACAAGCAUUCUCUGUGAACACGCGAGGGGCUGGUGGUCAGGGCCACCUGGACGUGCGGAUGACCUCACCCUCUCGACGACCCAUCCCCUGCAAACUGGAGCCUGGGGGUGGAGCUGAAGCCCAGGCUGUGCGCUACAUGCCCCCUGAGGAGGGGCCCUACAAAGUGGACAUCACCUAUGAUGGUCACCCAGUGCCUGGCAGCCCCUUUGCUGUGGAGGGUGUCCUGCCCCCUGACCCCACCAAGGUCUGUGCUUAUGGCCCUGGUCUGAAGGGUGGACUGGUAGGCAGCCCUGCGCCAUUCUCCAUUGACACCAAGGGGGCUGGCACAGGUGGCCUGGGGCUAACUGUGGAGGGCCCCUGCGAGGCCAAGAUUGAGUGCCAGGACAAUGGGGAUGGCUCAUGUGCUGUCAGCUACCUGCCCACGGAGCCGGGCGAGUACACCAUCAACAUCCUGUUUGCCGAAGCCCACAUCCCCGGCUCCCCCUUCAAGGCCACCAUCCGGCCUGUGUUCGAUCCAAGCAAGGUACGGGCCAGUGGGCCAGGCCUAGAGCGUGGCAAGGCUGGUGAGGCAGCUACCUUCACUGUGGACUGCUCAGAGGCGGGUGAUGCUGAGCUGACCAUCGAAAUCCUGUCGGAUGCCGGUGUCAAGGCCGAGGUGCUGAUCCAGAACAAUGCUGAUGGCACCUACCACAUCACCUACAGCCCUGCCUUUCCUGGCACCUACACCAUUACCAUCAAGUAUGGCGGACACCCUGUGCCCAAAUUCCCCACCCGCGUCCAUGUGCAGCCUGCUGUAGAUACCAGUGGUGUCAAGGUCUCAGGGCCUGGUGUGGAGCCACAUGGUGUCCUGCGGGAGGUGACCACUGAGUUCACUGUGGAUGCGAGAUCGCUAACAGCCACAGGUGGCAACCACGUGACUGCUCGUGUGCUCAACCCCUCGGGCGCCAAGACAGACACCUAUGUGACAGACAAUGGGGAUGGCACCUACCGAGUGCAGUACACUGCCUACGAAGAAGGCAUGCACUUGGUGGAGGUGCUGUAUGACGAGGUCGCUGUGCCCAAGAGCCCCUUCCGAGUGGGCGUGACUGAGGGCUGUGACCCCACCCGCGUGCGGGCCUUUGGGCCUGGCCUGGAGGGUGGCUUGGUCAAUAAGUCCAACCGCUUCACUGUGGAGACCAGGGGAGCUGGCACAGGCGGCCUAGGCCUAGCCAUUGAGGGCCCCUCAGAAGCCAAGAUGUCUUGCAAGGACAAUAAGGAUGGCAGCUGCACAGUGGAAUACAUCCCCUUCACCCCUGGAGACUAUGACGUCAACAUCACCUUUGGGGGACGGCCCAUCCCAGGGAGCCCAUUCCGGGUGCCAGUGAAGGAUGUGGUGGACCCUGGAAAGGUGAAGUGCUCAGGGCCAGGGCUGGGAGCUGGUGUCAGGGCGCGUGUACCCCAGACCUUCACAGUGGACUGCAGUCAAGCUGGCCGGGCCCCCCUGCAAGUGGCUGUGCUGGGCCCCACAGGUGUAGCUGAGCCUGUGGAGGUGCGGGACAAUGGGGGUGGCACCCACACUGUCCAUUACACCCCAGCCACUGAUGGGCCCUACACAGUUGCUGUCAAGUACGCUGACCAGGAGGUGCCACGCAGCCCUUUCAAGAUCAAGGUGCUUCCAGCCCAUGAUGCAAGCAAGGUGCGGGCCAGUGGCCCUGGCCUCAACGCCUCUGGCAUCCCUGCCAGCCUGCCUGUGGAGUUCACCAUCGAUGCGCGGGAUGCUGGAGAAGGGCUGCUCACUGUCCAGAUCCUGGAUCCUGAGGGUAAACCCAAGAAGGCCAAUAUUCGAGACAACGGGGACGGCACAUACACUGUGUCCUACUUGCCAGACAUGAGUGGCCGGUACACCAUCACCAUCAAGUAUGGUGGGGAUGAGAUCCCUUACUCACCAUUCCGCAUUCAUGCUCUGCCCACUGGGGAUGCCAGCAAGUGCCUUGUCACAGUGUCCAUUGGAGGCCAUGGCCUGGGUGCCUGCCUGGGCCCCCGCAUCCAGAUUGGGCAGGAGACGGUGAUAACUGUGGAUGCCAAGGCAGCUGGCGAGGGGAAGGUGACCUGCACAGUAUCCACACCGGACGGGGCAGAGCUCGACGUGGAUGUGGUUGAGAACCAUGAUGGUACCUUUGACAUUUACUACACAGCACCCGAGCCGGGCAAGUACGUCAUCACCAUCCGCUUUGGAGGCGAGCACAUCCCCAACAGCCCCUUCCAUGUGCUGGCGUGUGACCCCCUGUCCCCCAUGGAGGAGUCCUCUGAAGUGCCGCAGCUACGUCAGCCCUACGCCCCUCCCCGGCCUGGCAUCUGCCCCACACACUGGGCCACAGAGGAGCCAGUGGUCCCCGUGGAGCCAAUGGAGUCCAUGCUGAGGCCCUUCAACUUGGUCAUCCCCUUUGCUGUGCAGAAAGGGGAGCUCACAGGGGAGGUGCGGAUGCCCUCUGGGAAGACUGCAAGGCCCAACAUUACAGACAACAAGGAUGGCACCAUCACGGUGAGGUACGCGCCCACUGAGAAAGGCCUGCACCAGAUGGGAAUCAAGUACGAUGGCAACCACAUCCCUGGGAGUCCCCUGCAGUUCUACGUGGAUGCCAUCAACAGCCGCCAUGUCAGUGCCUACGGGCCAGGCCUGAGCCAUGGCAUGGUCAACAAGCCAGCCACCUUCACCAUUGUCACCAAGGAUGCUGGGGAAGGGGGUCUGUCGCUGGCUGUGGAGGGUCCAUCCAAGGCAGAAAUCACCUGCAAGGACAACAAGGAUGGCACCUGCACUGUGUCCUACCUGCCCACAGCACCGGGAGACUAUAGCAUCAUUGUGCGCUUUGACGACAAGCAUAUCCCGGGGAGCCCCUUCACAGCCAAGAUCACAGGAGAUGACUCCAUGAGGACCUCACAGCUGAAUGUGGGCACCUCUACGGAUGUGUCACUGAAGAUCACUGAGAGUGAUUUAAGCCAGCUGACUGCCAGCAUCCGUGCUCCCUCAGGCAAUGAGGAGCCCUGCCUGCUGAAGCGCCUCCCCAACCGUCACAUUGGGAUCUCCUUCACCCCCAAGGAGGUUGGAGAGCACGUGGUGAGCGUGCGGAAGAGUGGCAAGCAUGUCACAAACAGCCCCUUCAAGAUUCUGGUGGGGCCAUCUGAGAUCGGGGAUGCCAGCAAGGUGCGGGUCUGGGGCAAGGGCCUGUCUGAGGGGCACACGUUCCAGGUGGCAGAAUUCAUCGUGGAUACUCGUAAUGCAGGUUAUGGGGGCUUGGGGCUGAGUAUCGAAGGCCCUAGCAAGGUGGACAUCAACUGUGAGGACAUGGAGGAUGGCACAUGCAAAGUCACCUACUGCCCUACUGAGCCUGGCACCUACAUCAUCAACAUCAAGUUUGCUGACAAGCACGUACCUGGAAGCCCCUUCACUGUGAAGGUUACUGGUGAGGGCCGCAUGAAGGAAAGCAUCACCCGGCGGAGACAGGCUCCCUCCAUCGCCACCAUCGGCAGCACCUGUGACCUCAACCUUAAGAUCCCAGGGAACUGGUUCCAGAUGGUGUCUGCCCAGGAGCGUCUGACGCGUACCUUUACACGCAGCAGUCACACAUACACCCGUACCGAGCGCACAGAGAUCAGCAAGACUCGGGGUGGGGAGACCAAGCGUGAGGUGCGGGUGGAAGAGUCCACCCAGGUUGGCGGGGACCCCUUUCCCGCUGUCUUCGGGGACUUCCUGGGCCGGGAACGCCUGGGCUCCUUUGGCAGCAUCACCCGGCAGCAGGAGGGUGAAGCCAGCUCUCAGGACAUGACCGCACAGGUGACCAGCCCAUCAGGCAAGAUGGAAGCCGCAGAAAUUGUGGAGGGAGAGGACAGUGCAUACAGUGUGCGCUUUGUGCCCCAGGAGAUGGGGCCUCACACAGUCACUGUCAAGUACCGUGGCCAGCAUGUGCCAGGCAGCCCCUUUCAAUUCACUGUGGGGCCUCUGGGCGAAGGCGGUGCCCACAAGGUACGGGCUGGAGGCACGGGGCUAGAGCGUGGAGUGGCAGGCGUGCCAGCUGAGUUCAGCAUCUGGACCCGAGAAGCAGGUGCUGGAGGCCUGUCCAUUGCUGUGGAGGGUCCCAGCAAGGCAGAGAUUGCAUUUGAGGACCGCAAAGAUGGCUCCUGUGGUGUCUCCUAUGUUGUCCAGGAACCAGGUGACUAUGAGGUCUCCAUCAAGUUCAACGAUGAACACAUCCCAGACAGCCCCUUUGUGGUGCCUGUGGCCUCCCUCUCAGAUGAUGCUCGCCGUCUCACAGUCACCAGCCUCCAGGAGACAGGGCUCAAGGUGAACCAGCCAGCGUCCUUUGCGGUGCAGCUGAAUGGGGCACGGGGUGUGAUCGAUGCCAGGGUGCACACACCCUCGGGAGCUGUGGAAGAAUGCUACGUCUCUGAGCUGGACAGUGACAAGCAUACUAUCCGCUUCAUCCCCCAUGAGAAUGGUGUCCACUCCAUCGAUGUUAAGUUCAACGGUGCCCAUAUCCCUGGAAGUCCAUUCAAGAUCCGUGUUGGGGAGCAGAGCCAGGCUGGGGACCCAGGCUUGGUGUCAGCCUAUGGUCCUGGGCUUGAGGGAGGCACUACAGGUGUGUCAUCAGAGUUCAUCGUGAACACCCUGAAUGCAGGCUCAGGGGCCUUGUCUGUCACCAUCGACGGGCCCUCCAAAGUGCAGCUGGACUGUCGGGAGUGUCCUGAGGGCCAUGUGGUCACUUACACUCCCAUGGCCCCUGGCAACUACCUCAUUGCCAUCAAGUAUGGUGGCCCCCAGCACAUCGUGGGCAGCCCCUUCAAGGCCAAGGUCACAGGUCCCCGGUUGUCUGGAGGCCACAGCCUUCAUGAAACAUCCACGGUUUUGGUGGAGACUGUGACCAAGUCGUCUUCAAGCCGGGGCUCCAGCUACAGUUCCAUCCCCAAGUUUUCCUCAGAUGCCAGCAAGGUGGUGACACGGGGCCCUGGACUGUCCCAGGCUUUUGUGGGCCAGAAGAACUCCUUCACCGUGGACUGCAGCAAAGCAGGCACCAACAUGAUGAUGGUGGGCGUGCAUGGACCCAAGACCCCAUGUGAGGAGGUAUACGUGAAGCACAUGGGGAACCGGGUGUACAACGUCACCUACACAGUCAAGGAGAAAGGGGACUACAUCCUCAUCGUCAAGUGGGGCGACGAAAGUGUCCCUGGAAGCCCCUUCAAAGUCAAUGUGCCCUGAAUCCCAGAAGUGCCUCCCCCAGCCUCGGUCCCCACCUCUGGCCAAACUCACACACACGCAAAUGUGCCACACCCAGAUGUACACGCACAAAAUCAGACACUAUAAACACUUGCCUUGGGGGUGAUAGGAAUGGCACAGACUCCCUUCCCAACCAUGCCCUCAGAGGCUGGAGGGCCUUGUCUGUCUCAGGGCAAUAUCCUUCUCCUGGAAUGUGAUAUGAGGGCAGAUUGGGCAGUUCAGGGGUUGGAUGGGGGCCUGGAGGCCAGGGAAGCCCUGAGUUUUCAAUUGGGCCUGAGCCCAGCGGGAGAGCAUUGUGCUGGGGUAUCUGGGAGAGAGAAGUUUCCCUCAAACUGUACUGCUGGCCAUUUGUCUACGCCUGAAGACUUUGUCUGGCCCCAGAGUGUUAAAGACUUUUAAAGGAAAGCACAAUCUGAGAAGAAAACAGACCCUGAGCAUUUGGCAGUGGAGUGGCCUGUGGACUGGCCUGAGCAGUGGAUACUCUGCCCAAGCCAGGCUUUCUGGGGGACUAAUUUCUCUCAUUAUUAUUAUUUUUUUUUUUUUUUACGAUUGCACAGCUCUGCCCCAUGGGGGCCCUUUUUUACACACUGCAAGGCCCAGCUUUCUGGGGGGACUUUUGCACAUGUCAUGUGGCUCAGCUGAGAGCUGCUUAGGUGGAAAACUCCAAAUAAAGUGCGGCCUGUCGCAGA